AUGAGGGCCUCACUUCUUAUGGCACCUGCUUUCACAGCACUCGUUUCAGCAGUCCCCGAUACCAAUGGAGACUCCCCUAUCGAGAGAGGACUCCCCGCCAAGACUCUCCGGGACUACGAGCCACCGUCACGAGACCUACCAAGACGAAGAAUCUCCUCCCGAGAUCAAGCCGAAGACAUUUAUGUUCACUGCAUGAAUGACGCCGUGGACCAAUGCAAGAAGGCGAUGCAGAAGAGAGGAGAUGUUGAUGACUUGAACGAAUGCAUCGAGAAUUAUCGAGAGGACGACUGUAAGGAAGGCAAUGAGAAGUUUUGGGGGAAGGCUAUUAAGGGUAUAAUCGCGGUACUCUAG
Messenger RNA from Anthostomella pinea, 351 nucleotides. The record is from the annotation of a GenBank genome assembly. NCBI's taxonomy places the organism in Eukaryota, Fungi, Ascomycota, Sordariomycetes, Xylariales, Xylariaceae.